AUGACAAUGGAAGAUCGCACGGGUGGCAUCGACCGUGCCGCCCCCGCGACCUCGACGACCGCCACCACGGCGUUAACCUCGUCCAGUCCGUCGUCCAUCAGCGACGCCACCACCGAUGCUUCCUAUCCUCUUCAACGCGCUAAUAAACGUUCCUUCGACGUCGCCUUCCUGGUCGCGCCGGACGAAAACCUGGCGCGUCGUCAGAGCGAGAAGAUGAGGAUGAUCUCCAACCGGAAGCAGGAUCGUCCGCGAGAAGACAUCGCAACGGAAAGCGUCUUGGACGCUGAUCGACUGCCUCAGAAUCUGACCAUCAAGAACUACGACAACGACGCUGUGGUAUCCGACAGAAGGAGGAUGAUACAUUGUACAGAAAAUUCAUUGAGUCCUCCGUAUAUUUCUCCAAGGACACUGACACCGACCCUGCCGGGUCUGUCUCCCGAAAACGACGUCAGGAGAUACGUUUCUGGGAGUCGUCUUCAGAAAUCACCCAGUCCGCCUACCUUCGGGCCUCACCAAUCGAUACUGACCACCUGUCCCGAGGGUAUUGAACAAAAUCUAGCUUGCAACAAGGUCUACGACACGGGUAUCCCCUGUCAGGCGGACAGACACGGCGAGUCUCGAAGCGCGUUCACGAAAGUGAGCCUAACAGCUCCGAGAAACGGCUUCAGCGACGAUGGUCAGACCUCGCCCAGGUCGUCCAUAUCACCCGACGAUCGCACCAGCUAUCAGAGCAGCGUCAGUCCGCCUGUAGUUCCUCUAACCGCCGCCCCCGGCUACAAAUACGCGCCCUUUCCCGCCAAAAUGGCAUAUCCCUUCCUGGUCAGCCCAGAAAGCAGUCAGCCUGGCUUACUGGAGAACUUGAAAAUACCGCAGAUCGCUCAACCGCCCAAAGUACCCAGUCCAAAGAUACCUACCUUUCGACCGGACCUACCACCGGUUUACCCUAACAUCCCGUACAAUCCCAUUUCCGUAUUUCCGCCUAUGGCAGAGGCGCUCAGCAGGCCCCGAUUUUUAGCGACGGCCGCAGGAGUGGCCGGUCUUUUACCGCCUUCCUUCGCCGCUCUCACUCUGCCUGCGCAGAACGUAUGCGCCAAGUGCAACCUGUCCUUCCGGAUGACGUCCGAUCUGGUUUAUCAUAUGAGAUCCCAUCAUAAGAACGAGAAUACCGGUGAGGCUGCUAGGAGGAGGAGGGAGGAGAAACUGAGGUGUCCCGUCUGCGACGAGAGCUUCCGGGAGAGGCAUCAUCUGACCAGGCACAUGACUGCUCAUCAGGAUAAAGAGAGCGACGCGAUCGUGGAUCAGGUUGAAGUGAAGAGACGAGCGACAACGGUUCACAGCAAGUGA
Osmia bicornis bicornis is the source of this 1344-nucleotide messenger RNA. RefSeq lists its product as uncharacterized. Gene Ontology annotation, cellular component: nucleus. The transcript has a single exon. NCBI's taxonomy places the organism in Eukaryota, Metazoa, Arthropoda, Insecta, Hymenoptera, Megachilidae. Bases 1 to 1344 code for a protein of 447 amino acids. Gene Ontology annotation, biological process: regulation of DNA-templated transcription. The record is from RefSeq and is a predicted model, not a curated record.